This is a messenger RNA of Pelodiscus sinensis (Chinese soft-shelled turtle), 4714 nucleotides long. The record is from RefSeq and is a predicted model, not a curated record. NCBI's taxonomy places the organism in Eukaryota, Metazoa, Chordata, Testudines, Trionychidae.
UGUCCCCCCCAUGCCCACAGGGGCUACCAGGCACCGGUUCUGUGAGCUGUAGCGCAGGCCCACUGUCGGAUGGAGAGAUGCCAGAGAGCUGGAACGCCUCCUCCAACAGCCUGGAGGUGCGUGCUGCAGGCAUCAUCGUGCCCGUCGUCUUCUCUCUCAUCUUCCUCCUGGGCACAGUGGGGAAUGGGCUGGUGCUGGCCGUGCUGCUGCGCAACGGACAGGCCACCAUCUACACGCUGGACGGGUGGCUCUUCGGCCGCUUCGCCUGCAAGGCCGUGCACUUCCUCAUCUAUCUCACCAUGUACGCCAGCAGCUUCACCCUGGCAGCUGUCUCUGUCGACAGGUACCUGGCCAUUCGCUACCCGCUGAAAUCUCGGGAUCUCCGGACCUCCCGGAACGCAGCUGUCGCCAUCAUAGUGAUCUGGACCCUAUCACUGCUCUUUGCAGGGCCCUACCUCAGCUACUACCAGAUUGUCCACUACCACGGGGUGCCCAUCUGCAUCCCCAUUUGGGAGGACCAACGCCGGAAGAUCCUGGACAUCCUCACUUUUGUGUUUGGAUACCUCCUGCCCGUGGUUGUUGUGAGCUUGGCUUAUGCCAGGACCAUCAAGUUCCUGUGGACCUCCGUAGACCCCAUCGAGAGAAUCUCAGAGUCCCGUAAAGCCAAGCGCAAGGUCACCAAGAUGAUUGUGGCUGUGGCUAUACUCUUUUGCCUCUGCUGGUUGCCUCACCACUUGGUCAUCCUAUGUUUCUGGUUUGGUCACUUCCCAUUCAACCGAGCCACCUAUGCCUGUCGCCUGGCCUCCCAUUGCCUGUCGUAUGCCAAUUCCUGCCUCAACCCCAUCGUCUAUGCCCUCAUUUCUAAGCAUUUCCGCAAGAAGUUCAAGCAGGUCUUCACUUGCCUCCUCUUCCAGAACAGGAGCAGGAAGAAGAGAGCGGGCAAUAAAAUCCAUGUGACCAAUGUGGCCAGCGGCUUAAUCAACAAUGCUGCAGGUGUGUAUGGAGGGAACACUGAGGUCACCCAGGUCCAGGAAGAGAAUGCCAAGUGCGGCCAGGUCCCACUGCGGAAAGAUGCUGACGACACCCAUCUUCCCGAGGUAUGGGCACAUCAGCUACAGGACGCCACUAUCUCUGCUCAGACAGGACUGCUGGCUGAAGAAAGUUCUGUAACAACUGGCAACCCACUGGCUAUGACCUCACCAGGAAGAUCUCAGGGCCUGCUGACUGUCCACUGCAGAUAAUAUAAACCAAGAGGAGAAACUCUUAAUGAGGGAGCCACCCUUCCGCCCCUGCAUCUGCGAGCUGAUGGAACGCUGUAGCCACUAGGAAACUGCACUGCAGCGAUGGCUCACCUUAACAGUGUCAGCCGUGGCUUCUUUCUGAUCGUUCCCUUCUCAGGCACUUACCUGAGUCAUUCUUGUGGGAGCAGCGGAAUCCACCAAUGGAAAUUCAGAAAGUAGGAGCAUGCAAAUGUAAAAAUAAGAGAAAUAGGAGAACCAGAUGCUGCAUUAUCACUGGGAAAAGGACUGGAUUCCCACUGCUCUGGGCACUGUAUUGAAAGGAUGUGGCAAGGAAAAGAGGAAGGAGUUUUAUCACCGUGUACAGUAUGAUACCACACCAUUCACUAUGUGAUCUAGUGUAAGGCACUGCCCACAUAUUGGGGUGCAAGGAUCUGAACUUCCCUCUUGAGAUUAACCAGAGUGUCAGGUCACCCUACCCUUUGAUAAGCUCUCUGCAUAUGUCUGUGGUUUGCAAUCUGCCAGGAAAUAUUUCCCCUCACAUUUAAGCCUACAUUUUCAAUUCUAGGCUUAAUUGUGUAGGGGGAGUACCCUCUGGGUGACUAUGUGGGUGGCAAUUCAUUUUGCAUCGCUGCUUCUACUGGAAAAUUGAGAUAAACAACAUUAACAUACCCCAUUUGAAAACACAGGCUGUAGCCUAGGUACAGACUCCGUGGGUGCUCCAGGGCCGGAGCACUCACAGGGAAAAAUUAGCAGGUGCUCAUCACCCACUGGCAGCCUAACACCCCCUCCCUCCAGUGCAUCUCACUGGCCAGCAGCCUCACUGACCAACUCUUCCUGCUCCCAGUGUCUCCUGAACAGCUGUUUUGCCGUGUUCUUGGUGUUCCGGGGAGGGAGAGGGGGGAAGAGCAGGGACACAGCUAACUGAGGGAAGGAGGAAGGAUGGGGGUGGGAAGAGGUGGGACAUGGGGUUGGGGGAAGAGGUGGAAUUGGAGCAGGGGUGGGAAGAGGUGCGGUGAGAGCUUGGGAGAAAGGGUAGAGUGAGGGCGGAGAGGGGGUUGAGUACCCCCUGGCUAGAGGGGAAGUCGGCACCUAUGGGAAGGGCAUUAUCUCAGUCUCCACACUCCCCUAGGGGCAGCCCUGGCUGUGUGCAAAGAGAGUUAGUGAUUUAAUUUGGGCUAGGUAUGGGAAUACUUUGUGUGUGUGUGUGCACACACAAACCCUCCAUCCCUGGAAAAACUGGGGCAAUGUGUCUGAUGUUACAAGCAGUGAAAUUUCUUCCCUGCCUGUGUAUCGUCUCUAUUCUAGUGAUAGAAAUGUAGCCGUGUUAGUCUGGUGUAGCUGAAACAAAAUACAGGACUAUGUAGAACUUUAAAGACUAAUAAACCAUCCUGUUAGUGCUACAUAGUCCUGUAUUUUGUUUCUCUAUUCUAGUAAUUCCCAGCAGGUGUAGGCCAUGCUCCAGUGCUAAUCCUCCUUCCCCAGCAAUGGCAUUCUGUAACAGAGAGGCCUUGUUUGCAGUUCCAGCCCAAAACCCCAACUGCAAGGAAGCCAGCAGUGCACAUCAGUAAUUUAUUUAUAUUAAUUCUAUCACAGUCACUAUUAUUAAAAUGAUUUAUUUUAUAUCCAGUAAAAAGAUGGAAAACUAGGUUUUAUUACGUCUCAGUGUCCCCUCCCACACGUGCUGCUAGACUUAUAGAAGUUUGAGAUGGAAAAGCUCUGUUGAUUUAUUAAAUCAUUCUCUUCCCUCCACAAGGACCAAAUACGGUUAUUACCCACAGGACACUUCCUAAGGCUUUGUCCAGUCUAAUUUUACACAUCCCAAGCAAUGGAGCUUCCACCUCUUCUCCUGGGACUCUUACUAAGGCUAGUACAUCUUACCAUCAGUGUUUCCUGAUAUGUGUCCUUGGUUCCUUUCUAAAUUCAUCCCAUCAUUCCUAGCAACACCUCUUUGUUCCACCCUAAAUAAUUCCUCUGAUUCUUUGGUGUUUACACCGUACAAAUAGCUAAGAGUCUAUUGAGUUUUCCUUCCCUUGAUUGCUGUUUAGCUAGAUGUAAUUCCCUCCAGGCCUUCUCUGACCUGCAUCCAAUUUGUCAGUAUUUCAGGGGCACUUUGAUUCCCAGAAUUCAGUGCAGUGUUCCUAGUUUGAUCUUGCCACUGUGAGCCACAAAAACCACUGUCUCUUCCCUCCCUCAUGAUCUGAUGCCGAAAGAUCUAUUGAGGGGUGGUGUCCACUCCCCACAGCCAGCCAGAGCAAAGGGCUGCAUGGGUCCUACUUCCUACCUUGCCCUGUUGUGUGCUUACACUGCUCUCUUUGCAAGCACAUUAGAUGCUCUGUGGAGUGACUUCUGGCAUAAAGGUGAAGCACCUGUCACUCAGUGAUGUUAUAGACUUGUCUGGGGGGGGGUCUUGUUUUUCCAGAGGCUCUACUGGUCAGCCAGUCUAACAUAUCCCAAGCUGCUCCUUGCCCCUUGUGCACAAUGGGAGGAGUAGUCAACACUGGAGGACUGAAGGAGGCUGCAAAGUUUGCUGGCAAGAUGAGGCUAUAGGCAAGAAAGGGUGACUUGGUCCUGAUCAGGCUGUGGGGAGAAGACAGCAAGCAACUGCACCCGUGCCAGCAAAGCAGGCUUAGUUUAAUCAUUACUCCCUGUUACUGUCCUAAUCCUCCUUUGUCUUCGUGGAAAUCUCGAGUGGCUGCAAGGCGCGUGUGGGAACUAGACUGGCUAGUGGGAUGGAAUGAUGAGGGAGAUCUGCCUUAAGAAAUGGGCCUCUCUGAUACCGUAUUUUCCGGCGUAUAAGAUGACUGGGUGUAUAAGACGACCCCCUAAUUUUCCAGUUAAAACAUAGGUUUUGGCCUAUACUCGCCGGAUAAGACUACCCCGCCUUCUGAGGCAACACCAUUUAAUAAGAUCAGAUUUGAUUUAAAUAAUUUUAAUUAAAAUGGUUUUGACUUGCAGGUGCUUAAAAUCCUUCAAAAUCCUCAUCAUGUUCAUCCUCUGACAUCAUAAGUUCAUCAAUGACAUCUUGUGGUACAUUUGUAAGACAGUCAUCAUAUGGAUCUAAUUCCGAAUCAGAUGGUGUGGCUUCAGCUUUGGCUUCCCCUUCAUCUUGCCACAAGAAGUCGUCCUCCAUACCAUCCAAAGAAUUUGAUAUGCCACGCUUCUUGAAAGACUUGAUUACUGUUUCUGCACCAAUAUCAUUCCAGGCUUUUAUGACAAAGUUACACAAAACAUCCAAUUGUGGCGCACGCAUGUUUCCUCCUUUUGUGAAUGACUUUUCGCCGCUAACCUUCCACUCAUUCCACUGUUCUCGAAUGCGAUCUUUAAAUGACUUGUUUAGGCACACAUCCAGUGGCUGUACCAAUGAUGUCAAUCCUGCAGGAAUAACUGCCGCAUCUGUGUUUAUUCUUGCCAGCCUUUUCUUUGUGCUGGUAGUUAAAUGAGCCCUGAACAUAUCCCACACCAGUAGGCUACGU